AUGUCUCAUGCUUCAAAGCGAAGGCGCUGCGUGCUUGAGGAAGGCAGUGAGACCCAAAGUGUUCUUGCAGUUGUGGAAGAGGAUACGUCCUCAUCCUCCACCUGCUCCUCCUCAUUUCCUUCCUCCUCUUCCUCUUCCUCUUCUUCUUUCUAUCCUCUGAUCUUGAGCUCCCCAGAGGAGGAGCUUAAUGUUAUUCCUGGGCCCCUGGGUCCUUCCCAGGAUCCUUCCCAGGGUCUUUCCCAGGAUCCUUCCCAGGGUCUUUCCCAGGAUCCUUCCCAGGGUCCUUCACAGAACCCUCCGAGUUCCUUUCUCUCUCCCACUGCUGUUGCCUCUCCAAUGAGCCAAUCCGAGGAUGGCUCCAGCAGCCAAAAAGAGGAGAGUCUGAGCGCCUCUCAGGCUCUGCCAAAUGCUGAGUCCCUGCCCAGAAAUGUGAUUAAUGACAAGGUGGCUGAUCUGGUAGAGUUUCUGCUCCUCAAGUAUCGCACUAAGGAGCUGACCACAAAGGCGGAAAUGCUGAAUGUCGUCAUCAAAGAUUACCAGGAUCACUUCCCUGAGAUCUUCAGAGAAGCCUCGGAGUGCCUGCAGCUGGCGUUUGGCGUGGAUGUGAAGGAAGUGGACCCCAGCGACGACUCCUAUGUCCUGGUCACUAGCCUGGGCCUCACCUGCGAUGGGAUGAUGAGCGAUGGGGAGACCAUGCCCAAGAACGGUAUUCUGAUAGUUAUCCUGAGCAUGAUCUUUAUGGAGGGUGACUGUGUCUCUGAGGAGAAGGUGUGGGAAGUACUGAAUGUGAUGGGGGUAUAUGAUGGGACAGAUCACUUUAUCUAUGGGGAGCCCAGGGAGCUUAUUACCAGAGUGCUGGUGCAGGAGCAGUACUUCGAGUACCGACAGGUGCCCAACAGUGAUCCUGCCCGCUAUGAGUUUCUGUGGGGUCCCCGGGCCCACGCGGAGAUCUGCAAGAUGACUCUCCUGGAGUUUUUGGCUAAGAUCAGUGGAAGUGACCCUAGAGCCUUCCCUCUGUGGUAUGAGGAGGCGCUGAGACAGCAGGAAGAGAGAGCCCAAUCUGGAAUUACCACCACGGAUGAUACUAGUGCCAUGGCCAGUGAAAGUUCUAGUGCCCCAUCUAGCAGCUUCUGCCCUGAGUGA
Messenger RNA from Budorcas taxicolor (takin), 1143 nucleotides. Its product is annotated as melanoma-associated antigen 10-like. Gene Ontology annotation, biological process: negative regulation of transcription by RNA polymerase II. The record is from RefSeq and is a predicted model, not a curated record. The coding region runs from base 1 to 1143 and encodes 380 amino acids. Gene Ontology annotation, cellular component: nucleus. The transcript has a single exon. Lineage: Eukaryota; Metazoa; Chordata; Mammalia; Artiodactyla; Bovidae.